AAGUUCAACGAUGGCAGGCUCAUCAUCCUGACAUUAUAUUGAAAAGUUAUUCAUUACAAGAAAUAUGUUCAGUUUUCAAUUUGAAUUCAAGUGAGUCAGAUCAUUCAACAUUAAAUGAUUCUUUAACUAUAGUCAAUAUUAUUAGAUAUAUAUGUUCUUUAGCACAUUCUGAUGUUUUUGUUAAUCCAAUUGAUGCUGAGGCUGAUUUUAGUCAAUUUAGAAAAGAACAAUCCAAAGUAAUCCAUUUAGCAAGCUUGCCUUAUGAUGUUACUCAAACUGAAUUAGAAUCUUGGUUUUCAAUUCAAGAUAUAACACCUAUUGCAUUAUUGACAAUUAAAUUUCCAGAUGUUUAUCAGAAACCAAGUGGUUCGGGUUUUGCUAUAUUUUCUACUCAUGAAGAUGCCAAGAUUGGUUUAGAAAUGAAUGGCAAGGUUUUAUGUGAUAGAAUAAUUGAAGUUAACCCAAGUAGUGACAGGGUAAUAGAGGCUAUAGGAGCAAUAUUAUCAUCAUUUCCGGUGAAUAAAAACCGUAUUCGUCCAGGUGAUUGGUCAUGUUCAUCUUGUCAAUUUCAUAAUUUUGCUUCAAGGAAAACUUGUUUUAGAUGUAACGCAAUUGUAUAUGCCACAUCAAGUGUAAAAAUUAAUUCUUAUGAAUCCACAACCAUCACUACUGAUACAAUCAUUGAUGUUAAUGAUAAAAACAACAAUUCUCCCUCUACACCACAAUUAUCACAACUCAAUUUUAAUUCUGAUGAAUGGGAUUGGAAGUCACAGACCAAUGGUUUAUGUGCAUUGGAAUUGGACUUUGAACACUCCAGCCAAUAA
Messenger RNA from Entrophospora sp. SA101, 824 nucleotides. The record is from the annotation of a GenBank genome assembly. Lineage: Eukaryota; Fungi; Glomeromycota; Glomeromycetes; Entrophosporales; Entrophosporaceae.